Molecule: messenger RNA, 2140 nt
Organism: Pungitius pungitius (ninespine stickleback)
Lineage: Eukaryota; Metazoa; Chordata; Actinopteri; Perciformes; Gasterosteidae
Gene: pnpla4
Product: patatin-like phospholipase domain containing 4
Exons: 7
Coding region: 542-1303 (253 amino acids)
Biological process (GO): lipid homeostasis; triglyceride catabolic process
Cellular component (GO): cytoplasm; lipid droplet; membrane
Molecular function (GO): triacylglycerol lipase activity; retinyl-palmitate esterase activity
Source: RefSeq, a predicted model, not a curated record
ACCAACUGAAAAUGAACCUUGACAAGACUGAACUUUUUUUCCUUCCAGAUAAAAGCCUCUGCCGAAUAAAAGUGUCAGCAAACUGAAAAUGUAAAUGUAAACAUGCUGUUUUACCAGUAGACAUAAGAAAAUACGGCAAAGAAGUUCAGUAAGUUUACUAUUUACACUGAUCAGAGACAGCUUAUGGCCUGACAUGUGUAGCAAACUUGGGUCUAAUACAUUAAUGCAUGUAGGUACACAUACAUACCAAUGUAGACUAAACUACCAAUGAACUAGUUUGGAGUAAUUCCCUAUGUAGACGUUUUAUUUUGAAAAUACAUGUUGCCACUGUAGCGGAUUCUUUCCUGACGCCGACGUAACCGGAAGUGUAACAAAGAACAAGGUUAUGUGUUUACACGGAGCAGCUUCGCUCGUAUCCGUGAAUCAAACGAACACGAGUGAACGCUGGAUACGGCAAGUCCUCUUCUUCUACUCCCGCGAGCUAACGUUUGCUGACGUCAACUAACUCCCCCGUCACUCCCUCCCUGCAGGUGGUUCGGAGAUGACCGUCCUGAACCUGUCCUUUGCGGCAUGCGGCUUCUUGGGGAUCUACCACCUGGGGGCCGCAGGGGCCCUUCUGCGCCACGGGGAUAAGAUGUUGGGCUCCCUCGGGGCCUGCGCGGGGGCCUCGGCAGGAGCCCUGGUGGCUGCAGUGCUGGUCACGGCUCCCGAAAAACUAGAGAACUGCAAAGAGUUCACGUACGGGUUCGCCGACAGUGUGAGGCGGCAGCGCUUUGGAGCCGUCACACCGGGAUACGACUUCAUGCUUGCGCUGCGGGAGGGCAUCGAAGAGAUCCUGCCCAGCGAUGCUCACAGCUUGGCCACUGACCGCCUCCACGUCUCCAUGACGCACUCAGGGAGCGGCAGGAACCACAUCAUUUCCCAGUUCACCUCCAGGGAGGAGCUCAUAAAGGCUUUGCUGGCCAGCAGCUUUGUUCCGCUUUACGCUGGACUCAAACCGGUGAAAUUAAGAGGACAGAACUGGAUCGACGGGGGUUUCACUGACAGCCUUCCCCUCCUCCCCACGGGACGCACCGUCACCCUGUCUCCAUUUGCCGGACUGCAGGACGUGUGUCCCGUCCACAGGGGGCGCUUUGCCACUCAGAUCCGACUGGCCAACAUGAAGGUCAUGUUUUCCGUGGAGAACAUCAAACGUCUGAACCAGGCUCUGUUCCCUCCGUCCGACUGCGCCAUGCGCUCUUUGUGUGAGGACGGGUUCAAUGACGCUGUGAGGUUCCUCAAGAGGGAGGAAUGGAUGAGCUGACAGGGCAAUUUGAAAAACACUUGCUCUAUUAAAUAAAAUUAUUUGUUUAAAUGUUAUUCUUAUUUAUUGUAAAAUAGAUUUUUACUAUCUUAAUGUGUUUCUGUACUUGAGCUGCUCAAAUUUCUCCCAUGGCGGAUAAAUAAAGUAAUAUACAUCACACACACAUUCUGUGCUUUGUCUUCUGCUCUUUGUGUGUAGUUUCCACAGUGUUCUAUGAGAGGACAAUAAUUCAUCGGUAAUGUUGACGAUAACACGCUCGGUCUGAACGUUAAAUACGAACAUCUCUUUUAAUUUAAUGUUUUAGGCAUGAGGGGUGACUUUAGGGCUGGAUAUUGGGCAUCACUUUUCUUUUUUUGCAGUUUACGCCGGGCAGGUACAAAACGAGGGAAAUCAGCAGCAGGAAAUCUGGCAGGAAGAUCAUUUAGGGUAGUCUAGCAUGAUACUGAGGCCGAUCUGGCAGUGAGGGAGUGGGACAGGGGUUUAAGUGCAGCAGAUUGGCAGAUGGGAGGGAUCGGGCUGAGGAGGGGGUGUGACUAAACAGGUGCACUACUAUAACAUUCAAUCGUAUUUCCACCUAUACAAGUUAUGAUUUUGUAGGUCAGAGCAACUUAUUAGGGUCCUCGCUACAACUAGUCGUAGAGGAACCUAUUGUAUUUCAAGGAAUUAUUAUUAUUCUCACAAACCGCGGGCCUUUUGGGGGCCUGUAUCAUAUUCAAAAAGUUGUUAAAUUUGACUUGAAAAAUUUGAUAAUUUUUGGGUCUCACGUUUGGGUAUAAAGAAAUGUCUCUAUAGCGCCCUCUAGAAAAUUAAAAAAGACCACACUUGGCCAGUUUCCGC